This is a messenger RNA of Bufo bufo (common toad), 963 nucleotides long. RefSeq names its product olfactory receptor 1N1-like. NCBI's taxonomy places the organism in Eukaryota, Metazoa, Chordata, Amphibia, Anura, Bufonidae. Gene Ontology annotation, biological process: G protein-coupled receptor signaling pathway. The coding region runs from base 1 to 963 and encodes 320 amino acids. Gene Ontology annotation, cellular component: membrane. The record is from RefSeq and is a predicted model, not a curated record. The transcript has a single exon. Gene Ontology annotation, molecular function: olfactory receptor activity; G protein-coupled receptor activity.
AUGCAUGUAAACCAGACACCAAUCACAUAUUUCAUCAUUAAGGGGAUAUCAGACGACCCCCAACUUCAACUUUUGAUCUUCCUUCUGGUUCUCCUUAUGUAUAUCUUCAUCCUAUGUGGUAACUUGACCAUUCUUUUUGCUUGUCAGGACUCUCAUCUCCACACUCCCAUGUACUUCUUCCUGGGCAACUUGUCUAUACUGGACAUCAGUUGUGCCACCAUUUCAUUACAUAAGAUCCUUAUACACUUCAUUACUGGUGAUAGAAUUGUUUCCUAUGCUGCGUGCAUGGUGCAGAUGCAUAUGUUUGGCUCCUUAGGUAGUGCUGACCUGUUGAUAUUGACGUCCAUGGGCUACGAUCGCUAUGUGGCCAUCUGUAAGCCCUUACAGUAUCACAUGAUUAUGAAAACUAGCAUAUGUGCUAUAUUGGCCUCUGCCUGUUGGGUUUUGGGGUUUGUACAAAUAGUUCCUUUGACUUUUAUUGUUUGCCACUUCUCUUGCUAUUCUUCCAUUGAGAUCAACCACUUCUUCUGCGAUAUUGUCCCUGUCAUGAAAAUUUCCUGUGAUGAUACUUCUCUUCUGGAGAUGCUCUUCUUCAUUGAGGGGCUUUUUACCAUGAUACUGAUACCAUUCAUUCUAACAUUUGUGUCCUACAUAUUUAUAAUACAGGCUAUACUAAGGAUACGUUCCAGCUCUGGAAGACGGAAGGCCUUCUAUACGUGUUCCUCACAUCUCACUGUGGUCAUAUUACUAUAUACAACAGUAUUCAGCCAAUAUCUGACCCCGAAAUUAAGUAGCACUAUGGAAUCUGGGAAACUUUUUGCUCUAUUUAACACGGCCGCUGUCCCCCUGUUUAAUCCAAUCAUCUACAGCCUUAAGAAUAAAGAUGUGAAAAUGGCUCUAAAAAGAUCCUGUGCCAAGCUAGACCCUGAUAAACAGAAUGCUUUCCAACCAUCCCGGGUCUAA